UUUCCUGCUGGCUGCUGUGUGGUGAGUUCCGGAAACCUCAGGGCCCACAGACUUCCCCUAGUGGGGCACCCGCCCAGGCUUCAUCCUCUGCGGGCAGCCACGCCCACUGGGGGAAGCUGAGACUGGAAAGCCUUUCCUUGAGGCUAGCACACCUUGCUGUACCUCACCUGUCCCUUCCAGUCCCCUGACUGGCCAGCUCCAUCUGAAACCGGAGUUACCAGAGGAAGGACAAGAAUAACACACACAGUCCUUGGAAAUACCGCGUCACUGUGGCUGUUCUCUGUGCACCCCAGUGGGCCUUGUAGAGGAGGCUGGCCCUGUGGCGAUGGGAGAGAAGGGUCACCCAAGUCGGGUACUGUUGGAAUGCAGUCUCAGUGACAAGCUGUGUGUUGUUCGGGAGCAACAGUAUGAAGUAAUCAUUGUUCCAGCUCUCCUGGUUGGUGGCUUCCUCAUCCUUCUUGCAAUCAUCCUGUGGCUUUUCAUUAGAGGACAGAGAUCCCAAAGGCAGCGCCCUGGACCCAAGGGUACGGCCUCUGUACCUGCAUCUAGGGACCUAAGCCAGGAGGCAGCGGGUCAAGGAGAAAAAGUGCUCCUACCACUUAAGGAGACCUCCUCUGUGGAGAGCUUUCUACGAGCAGCCACACCUCCCUUGGCUAAGCUUCAGCUGCCCAGGGAACAACUCUCAGAUGUUCUGGAAAAGAUCUACGAUGGCAGUUGUGGGACCCUCUAUCAUGCCAUGAUGAACACCAGAGAUGACCCUAAGCCAAAGAGUGUUGUCCUCAAGGUUUUAGAAGAACCUACUGGACUCCAGGAGGUCCAGGAUUUCAUAGGGCGAAUCCAAUUCUAUCAGUACCUGGGGAAACACAGGAACCUGGUGCAGCUGGAAGGAUGCUGCACGGAAAGGAUGCCACUGUACAUGGUGCUGGAGGAUGUGGUCCCCGGAGACCUGCUGAGCUUUCUCUGGACCUGUCGCAGGGAUGUGAUGACCACAUAUGGCCUGCUUUACGAUCUCACAGAAAAACAAAUAUAUCACAUUGGAAAGCAGGUCCUUCUGGCCCUGGAAUUCUUGCAGAAUAAGAACCUGUUUCAUGGGGAUGUAGCCGCCAGGAACAUCCUGAUCCAAAGUGACCUGACUGUUAAACUCUGCCGAUUGGGCCUGGCUUAUGAAGUCCAUACCCAAGGAGCCAUCUCCUCUGCUCGCACCAGUGCUGUCCCUCUCAAGUGGCUUGCUCCAGAACGGCUUCUCCUGAGACCCGCAAGCAUCAGAGGAGAUGUCUGGUCCUUUGGGGUCCUGCUUUAUGAGAUGGUGACUCUAGGGGCGCCACCAUACCCGGAAAUCCCUCCCACUAGCAUUCUACAGUAUCUUCAGAGAGGGAAAAUCAUGAAGAGACCCAGCAGCUGCACACAUGCCAUGUAUAACAUCAUGAAAUGCUGCUGGCACUGGAGUGAGAACCGUCGUCCCUUACCUGGAGAGCUGCGCUUGCGCCUAGAAGCUGCCUCUAGAUCUGCAAAUGACCAGGCCGUGCUGCAAGUGCCAGAGUUAGUGGUGCCUGAACUGUAUGCAGAUGUGGCUGGCAUCAGUGCAGAGAGCCUUUCCUACAGCUACACUGUCCUUUGAAGAUGCCCUGGGGCAAGUGCCUAUAUGUGCUUGCCUAUAUGUGUUCCUCCAAGAACAGAGGGAAGGAAAUGUCUAUGGGACACAAAGGGAGAAAAAACAUAUGGAUCCCACAUUUUCCUAGAAAUAUGAAAUGCUGCUGGAUGAGGCUCUACCUCUACACAUCAUGUACUUUUGAACUAAGACUCAUCAUCAGUCUGUCUGCUUCCCAGUCCCAAGGGCCUGGGUACAAGUGCCAGACAGUGUCAUUCUAAAGGAGAUUUAAAUAUCUGCUAUGAUUGUUGGGGAUAUGGCAAAAGGGCUGGCCCCACCCACCCCAGGCGGGUUUACUACUAAAAAGGUGUUUUAAUAUAAAUAUUAUAGAGUAUUAUUAAAUCAGAUGGUACAAAUGAAUAGGAACCCAACACAGGGAUUCUUGAGAAAGAAAAUUCAAGGUUCCUUUUCCUGAGAAGUAUAAGGUAAAUCAAGAAGAGAUCUUUUCUCCUUCAAGAAGAGAUCUUGUAUCUUCUACAUUGAGAGGAUGUAAAAGUUGUUCAGUCCUGGUCCCUUCAUGAAGAAUUAGAGAAAAAUCAUAAGAAAAAAUACCGAGUUUUUCCUUGACUAUAGAUUGGAUUUUUUUUUUUUUUUUACUGAAUUCUGAGACAGGUGGACCCUGUCUGAAACUAUGUUUAAUUAGAAAUAGGAGUCAUUUCAUGGUUAAGAAUGUUGUUCAUCACAUUUGCUAGCUAGUCCCGAUAGAUGAAGGAGAAUAAAUCUAAAGAACCAAAGUUAGAAGUGUGUGUGUGUGUGUGUGUGUGUGUGUGUGUGUGAG
Messenger RNA from Phodopus roborovskii (desert hamster), 2426 nucleotides. RefSeq names its product serine/threonine/tyrosine kinase 1 (gene Styk1). The transcript is spliced from 10 exons. Gene Ontology annotation, molecular function: ATP binding; transmembrane receptor protein tyrosine kinase activity. The record is from RefSeq and is a predicted model, not a curated record. Gene Ontology annotation, biological process: multicellular organism development; protein phosphorylation; cell surface receptor protein tyrosine kinase signaling pathway. NCBI's taxonomy places the organism in Eukaryota, Metazoa, Chordata, Mammalia, Rodentia, Cricetidae. Gene Ontology annotation, cellular component: signaling receptor complex. Bases 326 to 1618 code for a protein of 430 amino acids.